This is a messenger RNA of Panicum virgatum (switchgrass), 1834 nucleotides long. RefSeq lists its product as uncharacterized. Gene Ontology annotation, cellular component: ribonuclease MRP complex; ribonuclease P complex. Bases 366 to 1652 code for a protein of 428 amino acids. Gene Ontology annotation, molecular function: ribonuclease P RNA binding. NCBI's taxonomy places the organism in Eukaryota, Viridiplantae, Streptophyta, Magnoliopsida, Poales, Poaceae. The record is from RefSeq and is a predicted model, not a curated record. The transcript has 12 exons. Gene Ontology annotation, biological process: rRNA processing; tRNA 5'-leader removal.
GCGCCGCCCCUCCACUCCGCCUCGCACCUCCACUCCUCCUCGCGCCUCCACGCAACGGCGCCGCCCCUCCGCUCCGCAUUUGCCUUCGCUGGAUCCGGCGAGCCGCGUGUCCUCCGCCUCCACCUCUUCGCCGUCGUCGUCCACCAUUGGGGUCGUCGAGUUCGCCACUCGCCGCAUCCACGUCGAGGACAAGGUCGUCAAAGCCCAGAUCUGGGACACCGCUGGCUAGGAAAGCAGUGUAUAAUCAAUUGUAUUAAGGGUCUAGGCUAUUGAUAUUCCAAGUUGCUGCUCAGAAUUGCUGAGUGAAGAAGGGAGGUGCUUUCACUGGUGAAGUCAGUUUACAAUGGGAACGAUGUAGGAACCUGAUGCAAUCUGUACUUUCGCUGUCCUCCGGGUCCUUCCGCUCCAAUCCAAUCCCCGGCGGGCAGCGGGCGGCGUCGACUGAGCAGCUCUGGGCAGCGGCCAGCGGGGUCGGGGGACGGGGGGCAGCUGUGGCGACCGAGCAGCGCAGCCAGCGGACGGCGGCCGAGCGGCGAGCGCCAGGAGCCAAGCGGCCGGGCCCAGGGCCCAGGCACCAGCGGGUGCGGCGGCGGCGCAACGCCGGCGGGCUGCGGCUGACCAGGUGCCGCAGCGGGCCAGCGGCAUUCCUCUUCCUCAGCAAUCCCUGUUUCUUAAAAGGCCCAAUGUCUACUAUCUCUGAUCAGAAGAAACGUACCUUAGACGCCCUUCAGCAACAGUAUACUGCUGCAAAAGCUAAGAAAUUGCAAGAUGAACAGCUUAAGAGUUAUAAGAAGAGCAAAGUAGAUGCCCCUAAGCCUAAAUUUGAUACGCCAAGGAAAGGCAAAGCUCCAGAACUCACACCUCGUCAAACAUCUGCUCAACCCUCUUCUCAUAAAGGUGUAGCCUUUUCCGGCUCCAAUCGCCAACAAAAACCUUCCGCAUCCUCAGGUGAAGAAAUUAACCCUGUGUAUGCUGAACUUUCAUGUGCCCUUCAUGACAAUUUGUUACAGGAUGAUAUUUCGGAUUUUGAUAGCACAGAGGUUGUCCAGAGUGUUAUAUUUGACAUAAUUCAGAAAGGUGGAGAUUCUGGGAAAAUUACGAAGGGAGCCAAAAAGCUGAAGCUGGAAAAGGGAAUCCUAUUAGAUAACUAUGUUCAGAGGGGUCCUAGACUAGUGGACGCCCAAGCAAGAUCUUUGUUGAUUCACUCAAAGCGAUCCAAACAUCACAUGUCUCUGAAGCAACAUAAGAAAUGUGGUUCAUUUGAGUUAGAUGGUGCAUUCCACAAGUAUGACCUCUAUAAGCCAAUGCAUGAGAUGUGGGCGGCGUAUAUCAGAGAACUUACAAAAAUAACCCCAAAAACGCAAUUGUCCGAAAACCUCCUUUCUGCAGAUCUUCAUGGGGCCCUUCUAAUAGUGGCAGAAUGCAAAGCUGCUUCAUACGAAGGUGUAAGUGGCAUCAUGAUUCGGGAAACUGCAGAGACUUUUGGAAUUAUAUCAGAGGACAAUCGCUUCCGAGUCGUACCAAAAGCUGGUUCGGUUUUCAUCCUCCAAGCGGACUGCUGGAAGGUCACACUGAUUGGCGGCAAGCUCUCGCCCAAGGAAAAGUUGAAGGAGGACCAGCGUCAGCAGCGCGCACAAUCACAGAUCAGAUAGCUUCCAAUCUAGUUGUUCCAAAGCCUCACGGAGGAACAUGUACAGUUAUUUAUCGAAUAAAUUCUCUGAAUGCCACUGAAAAUUUAACUCAUCCUCAUAAUGCCAUCUGAUGGUAUUGAGGGGAUGAUUUUUGUGUCUAUGACAUGUGGGCCCAAUAGCAUUGAAGGAAUGAGUUAAAUUUU